Messenger RNA from Gaeumannomyces tritici R3-111a-1, 2032 nucleotides. Its product is annotated as betaine aldehyde dehydrogenase. The record is from RefSeq and is a predicted model, not a curated record. Bases 120 to 1745 code for a protein of 541 amino acids. Gene Ontology annotation, molecular function: aldehyde dehydrogenase (NAD+) activity. The transcript has 3 exons. Lineage: Eukaryota; Fungi; Ascomycota; Sordariomycetes; Magnaporthales; Magnaporthaceae.
AUUCCAUUCUAGCUUUGAGGAAUUCUAGCUUCGAGGCGUCCACCAGUCCCCGUCCAUCCUCCUCACCGACAACGUGCAGAUAAGCGGUUGACCACCCGCACCAGGGGCAGCCACUCAGAAUGCCGGAACCAGAAUCUACAUACCGCCUUUGGGUUGCCGGGAAGGAACAGGAUGGCCGAGGCAACCUAAUCCCCAUAGAAGACCCAGCCACAGGCGACAUUUUUGCACACUGCCACGCUGCGUCGGCCUCGGACGUCGACUCGGCGGUUGAUGCCGCCCACGCCGCCUUCAAGGCCGGCGCCUGGUCCCGGGCGCCGCGCCAGGCCCGCGCCGACGUGCUUGACCGCGCGGCCGAGCUGCUGGGCUCGGCGCUCCCGGGGCUGAUCGACCUCGAGGUGCGCCAGACGGGCCGGGCGGUGCGCGAGAUGCGCGCCCAGGUGCCCUCGCUCGUGCGCUGGUUCCGCUACUACGCCGCCCACCUGCGCACCGAGCAGCGCGCCGUCCUGCCGACCACGGGGAGCCUGCACAACUGGGUCGACCGCGUGCCGCUCGGGGUCGUGGCCCUCGUCACGCCCUUCAACCACCCGCUCCUCAUCGCCGUCAAGAAGAUCGCCCCGGCCCUGGCGGCCGGCAACAGCGUCGUCCUCAAGCCGUCGGAGCUGACCCCGCUGACCUCGCUCGCCCUCGGCCCGAUCCUGCGCGACGCCGGCGUCCCCGACGGCGUCUUCUCCGUCCUCCCCGGCCUCGGCCCGGAGACGGGCAGGGCCCUCACGUCGCACGGCCGCGUGCGCAAGGUCGACGUGACGGGCUCGACGGGCGCGGGGCGGGCCAUCGGGGCCGUGGCGGGCGCGAACCUGGCGCGCUUCAACGCCGAGCUGGGCGGCAAGGCGCCCCUCGUCGUCUUUGACGACGCCGACCUCGACGCCGCCGUCAACGGCAUCGCCUUUGGCGCCUUCAUGGCCAGCGGCCAGACCUGCAUCGCCGCCACCCGCAUCCUCGUGCACCGGCCCGUGCUGCCGGACCUGCUCCCGAGGCUCAAGGCCAAGGCCGCAUCCAUCGAGCGCCGCAUGGGCUCGCCGGCCAACCCGGCCUCCACCAUGGGGCCGCUCGUCUCGGCCCGCCAGCUCGCAGGCGUCGAGGCCCUGGUCGGCGAGGCCGUGGCUGGCGGGCACGCCCGGGUGCUCUGCGGCGGCGCCCGCAUGGCCGGCCCCAGCGCCCUCGACGGCCUCGACCUCUCGCGCGGCUACUUUUACCCGCCCACCGUCCUGACCUCGACCUCGGACGAGAACUCCUCCUCCUCGACCACCCCCAGCAGCAGCAGCAGCAGCAGCAGCAGCAGCAAUAGCAUCCUGGGCGCGCGCAUCUGGCGCGAGGAGGCCUUCGGCCCCGUCGUGGUCGUCUGCCCCUUCGACGACGAGGACGGGGCGGUGGCGCUCGCCAACGACAGCGCCUUCGGCCUGGGGGCCGGGAUCUGGACGCGCGACCUGUCGCGUGCCUUCCGGGUCUCGGAGCGGGUCGAGGCCGGCAUCGUCUGGGUCAACACGCACCACCGCAACGACCCCAGCAGCCCCUGGGGCGCGCACGGGGCCCGCCCCGAGAGCGGGCUCGGGUCCGAGAACGGCGUGGACGCCUACCUGGGCUACACGGCCGCCAAGAGCGUCAUCAUCAACUACGCCCCGCCGGAGGCCGCCGUGCGGGAGGAGGACUGGUUCAGGGAGGAGGGCGGGGAUGUGCGGUAUGGGUAGUCGGUGUAUGGCUUGGUGGUUGCGUGGUUUUUUGAAUUCUGCACACGAUACAUGUGAGCAACGAACCCUUGGGCCACGCAAUCCUACAAGCCUGUCAUCUCAGGCAUGUAAUAUUGGCUGAAAAUAUGGUUGGAGAGUUACAACCUCCUGAGAUAAGACUAUACCUAUACCUAUACCAAACAGUUGCUAGCGGCAGUCGACCAUUAUACCGAUACCAUGAUGUCUUUACAAACAAUGGCCCUUCCAUCCGCAGCUCCCGCCAUCACGAACCGUAAUGUAAACAGUAG